UUGAGUAACUGACUUGAAGUUAUUCCUCUUUCCGCCGACAUCUCUCCUGCUCUUCUUCUAAACACAAAACCAACCGGAGAUCAUGAACAGCUUCCUCACAACCACGGCUCGGUGUCUCCGGUCGGGGGCCGCACUCUACGGGCCACGGGCCGGCGUGUGGUCGGCCCCGGGCCGGCGGCUCCUGUGCUCGGCGGCGGCUGGGGGUGACGUCCAGAAGGACCUUGGAGAGAAGGUGGCGAAGGACAAGGUGGUGGUGUUCAUCAAGGGGACCCCGGCUCAGCCCAUGUGCGGCUUCAGCAACGCGGUGGUGCAGAUCCUCCGGAUGCACGGAGUGGAGGACUACGCUGCCUACAACGUGCUGGACGACCAGGAGCUGAGAGAAGGAAUCAAGGUGUUCUCCAACUGGCCCACGAUCCCCCAGGUGUACCUCAACGGCGAGUUUGUGGGAGGCUGCGACAUCCUGCUCCAGAUGCACCAGAAUGGAGAUCUGGUGGAGGAGUUCAAGAAGCUGGGAAUCCGCUCUGAACUACUGGACACCGAGAAGGAGUCCAAGUAGAGGACGAUUACAAACUUCAGAAGAGCUGACUACACAGAGGACGCGUUUAUCAAGUUGAAUCUCCCCCCUCCGACUCAUAUGGUCCCAUAUGAAUCAAGUCUCUAGGCAGCCAUGGGAAAAGCAAACUCCGAGGGCAGAUGAAGGUGACAAGUGUAAACUAUUUUAGUGGCGGCACUUAAUCUUGAGUCAGGAAUAUUAAUGCUUUAGAGUGUUCCAUACCCAUAAAUAGCUACGUGCGAUACAGAGCUCCCUCUGCACUCUUUAUACUCUGAGCUACGCCUCUUAAUGUUCACAGAUCAUGUACCCGACAGGUGGGGACUUAAAUAUUGGAAGAAAAGAGUUGACAACGUCUUCACAGGGAUUCAAAAGCUGUUUUACCUAAAAUACAUCUGUACUACAAUCCUCACCUCGACUGUAAAGCUGCAGACACAUUUUUUGGCUACUUUGGGAGCAGAAGAUUCAAUUUACAAACCAAUACACUGAUAUAUUAUCACAUUUUAUGUUUAUAUGGCAAACUCACUAGCGUUCUCCUUGACUUCAAUUUCUGGCCACUCAGAUUAACGUAAGGCUAAUGUUCACUCUUCUUCUAACCUUUCUUAUCCUGCCCUUUCCAAUCCCUGCUACCUCUACUGUCCAUCUGUUUUCUCAAGCCACAGUCAUCAAGACCAAAUUACUCUCAGGGUGCAACAAGAUAUAAGUGAAGGUGUUAAUUAUUCUUUAUCUUGGGUCACACCACAAACCUGACAACACUGCCAGCAAGCACCGUUCACCUGGAGGAGGAACAGGGGACAGUACAGCUGAUGGGGGUUCGAAACCAAACAAGGGUGGUUUCAUGGUCAUGCUGUCCAAUGACAUCACAUGAAAAUUGGGUUUUUAGUGGUGAAGGUAAACCAGACAUGGAUGAGACUGUCACUGACAUCACAGCACUGUGAGUAGCUUCUAACAUUGCCUUCUAUCCGUUCUUCCGGCCAGGAUCCCCAUCCUAAACGUGCCCCCUCUGCUUUAACAUCGACUGAAACGCAACAAACUUGAAUAUGCCUGAUAUGGAGAUUGUCUAUCUGUCAGUGAAUGUGUGGAGUGUUUCCCUUUCUUGUGUGAGGGGUGGGGGAGCUGUUUUUUUUGUUGUUACUUUGAGUUAUCUCUCCUUUGGCCUAAGAACGUUGUGAUCUUUAUCAAUCCUCCUGUAGGUGUUCCUCCUGCUGCACACAGUUGUAUUAUCAAAGCAAUGGUCAUGUAGUACGCUGUAAGAUAUUGUACAUUGAAAGCAUAUUAUAAAUGUAUUUUGCUGCAUGUAAACCCUACGCUAAUUAAAUAUUUUGUGACAAAUAA
Messenger RNA from Limanda limanda (common dab), 1885 nucleotides. It is a transcript of the gene glrx5, whose product is annotated as glutaredoxin 5 homolog (S. cerevisiae). The record is from RefSeq and is a predicted model, not a curated record. NCBI's taxonomy places the organism in Eukaryota, Metazoa, Chordata, Actinopteri, Pleuronectiformes, Pleuronectidae. The transcript has 2 exons. The coding region runs from base 83 to 556 and encodes 157 amino acids.